Dimorphilus gyrociliatus is the source of this 943-nucleotide messenger RNA. The record is from the annotation of a GenBank genome assembly. NCBI's taxonomy places the organism in Eukaryota, Metazoa, Annelida, Polychaeta, Dinophilidae.
ACUGAAUGGUCACGUGAUACCGUUGCUAACGCAAAAUAUGGCAUCAGAAAAGGAAGAAAUAUCUUGUCAGAUACCGAAAGGUCGCGAAGAAUCGCUAUAUAAUAACCUCAGAGAGAAAUAUAAUGAUGAAGAUGAAACUAGGCUUAAUAUACACUUUGAAUAUCUUCGAAAUAAUAUGGAGAAGGGGGUUGACUUAGGCUUUUCUUGGAAGCAGAUUGUUUGCAUUUGCAAUCUGUGUCAGGAGAUUUUAGCAGAAUGCCUCGGAAAAAGUCUUUCCGAAUCGUUGAACUUAUUCAAGGACAAGCUAAACGACCUAGUCGAAUUGGGUAUCAUCAAGGACGAACAAGCUAGGCAGUUUGGUCAAUUUUAUCUACAAACUUUUUUUACCCACUUCCGCCUAUAUAGACUAGUUUUUACCAAGGAUAGAGAAAAUUGGCGGCAAUACGUCCAAUUAUCUGUAGAACAACCGCCCAAAAUUUCUGACUUGAUUACAAGCAAACCAUUAGACAUUUACGAAUAUGAAGAGAUCAUCUCACAGCUAGAUGAAAAGGAAGAAGCUAGACAAAAUGAAUGUGCAAGACGAAUAGUCGAUGAGACCCGGGAGGAUGAAGAACAGAUUAAGGAGGUUUACGCUCAGAUCGACGCCGAUGACGAGGCUCUUAAGGAAAAGGAGAAAUUAUCAGCUUUAAUAGCAGAUGUUGCCAAAGUUCAUCUUGAAGCUGUUAAUCACAAGAUUUCACGCCGAAUAGACGAAAGCGUUGCUGUAAUCGAUUAUAAACUUAAAAAGACGCUGGUACCCAGACCCCAAGCAUUAGGGCCUCCACCAAGAUUCGAUCUUAGCAGUGCUGUUGACAAGAAUAGACUAGCCAAACCAUUAGUGGACAAUAGACCAAAGAGUAAACUCUCGUCAAGAGCUACUUCCAGGGCUAGUAAACGUAAAUAA